Molecule: messenger RNA, 1959 nt
Organism: Acaulospora morrowiae
Lineage: Eukaryota; Fungi; Glomeromycota; Glomeromycetes; Diversisporales; Acaulosporaceae
Source: the annotation of a GenBank genome assembly
AUGUCUUCUGAGUCGACUAAAAUUGAAACAACAGAUUCUGUGUCACAAGCUUCUGAAACAGUAAGAGAAUGCCGUAAUCGUUUAGCCAGAGAUCGAUAUACAAAACGGAUGUCACAGGAAACUAUGUAUGCUGGGCAUACAGAAAAUACACGUGAUCGAAAGAACCGGCUUGCAAGAGAAGCACGAGCACUUCGCACAUCUACUCUUACUAAUCAACAGCUUACACAACAGCGUGCACAGGAACGAAAAACUUAUGCACGACGAAUGGCGGAUGAAACAAUCGAACAGACUGAACAAAGGCGAAAAAUUAGAAGGAAAACUUAUGCACAGCGAGUAACUUCUAAAACUAUGGAAGGCAUUAAAAAACAAAGAACCAAACGUAGAAAAUCAAAUCAUCAUACAGCUCGAAUAGAUCAAUAUGACAGUAAUAGUAUACAAUUACAUGACUUGGGUUCUAUGGAUAUUAAUUGUGUAAAUUGUGGUGCCUUGCAUUGGAAAAAUGAACGAGUUGCUGGAACAGUGCAGGCGCCAAUCUUUAGCACAUGCUGUGCAAAGGAUAAGGUACAUCUACCAUCACUAACUCCAACUCCUCCAGGUUUACUUGCUCUAUUAACUGAGGACCAUGCACGUGCACGUGACUUUCGGAAUAAAAUCCACAUGUAUAACUCGGCUUUGGCAUUUACUUCAAUGGGUGCUAAAAUUGAUGAGCGAGUGGCAGGAACUAGCGGUGUAUAUACCUUUCGCAUUCAUGGAGAGAUGUACCACCAGAUAGGCACGCUUUUGCCAGAAAAUCAAGCCAACCCAUUAUUUUGCCAGAUCUAUAUGUACGAUACAGAUGAACAACAGAGAUAUAGACAAUGCAUCAUGCCCAAUUUAGACAAUUUUAUGCUUUUUGAGCUUCAAGAAAUACUUCAUAAGGUAAAUCCGUAUGUACAUACCUUUCGGCAAGCUGCACAGCUACUACGAGAAAAUCCAACACAAGAUCUAAAAAUGAUGAUUGUCAAAUCACGCAAUAAACACCAGUACACUACACCUACUGCAUCAGAAGUUGCUGUGCUUAUAGUUGGAAAUAAUCAAGAAUCUGAAUGUUUAAACUGUGAUAUUAUUUUACAUAAGCGAAAAGGUGGUCUUCAACGAAUUUCUCAAAUUCAUCCCUCUUACAUUCCAUUGCAUUAUGUAUUGCUCUUUCCACAUGGUGAGCCUGGAUGGCAUCCCAAUAUCCUUACAUGUAAUACAUCAUGUGAUCAAACAAGUGAUGAUACUGAUAACCUUGAAAACCAUGAUAAUAAUGAGGAAGAAGACUUACGACGUGUAACAAUGAUGCAGUAUUAUGCUUAUCGCCUACAAGUGCAUAGAUAUGUACCUCAGGAAUCAUUUGCUCUUCAUAGAGCUGGACGCCUGUUUCAGCAAUAUAUUGUUGAUGCCUAUGCCUGUAUUGAACAGAAUCGGCUUUACUAUCUCAGGUCAAACCAGAAACAAAUUCGGAUUGAUUUAUAUAGUGGAUUACAAGAUAUGCUUAUAGCCAAUGAUGAACUUCCACAAAAUGGAACCCAUAUUGGGAAACGUAUUUUACUUCCAUCUAGCUUCAUUGAGAUCAGCAAUAGAAAUAAAACAGAUAUUAACUCAAACAUACCAGAAGUGACAGAUGAAAUUCAACAAUAUAUUGAUGCACGCUAUGUGUCAGCGUCAGAAUCCUUCUGGCGCAUUAUGCACUGCAAAAUGCAUGGCGAGGCACCUAAUAUUAUUCGAUUGGCUGUGCAUUUACCCAGACAGCAUUUGGUGACGUUUGCCGAUAAUGAAUCAUUAGAUGUUAUUAUACAGCGGGCAAGUGAUCAAAAAACAACUUUAACAGCGUGGUUUCAAGCUAACAGUGAUCCCUCUCUUUCAGCCCAAGCAAAGAAAUGCACAUAUGCACAAUUUCCAUAUAAAUUUGUUUUUAACAAAUGUUCUAAGAAGUAG